AUGAAAAUGAGUAUCACGUUAUUAAGUUUUAAAACUAUGUUAACGGAGGAGUUAGGUAACAGUUUAGAAGAAGAAUUAAAACAAAUGGUGAUUUUGAUAACUACACAAGAAUUUGAAAAAAUAAAGCAGGAACUCAUUUGUUCAUUCGAAGAUUCAAAGUCAUUCUCUUUGGAUGGGACACAAUGGUCCAAAAUAAUUCAAACUUUUGCGAAGAUUGUAAAAGAACUAUUUUCAGAACCCGGAGCGGAAACAAAUACGUCAGCAUUUUCAUCACAACAGGAAAGCAUUCCAAAGACUUUUAGGGAAAUAGUAUACAUGUACAAUAAAACGGUAUGCUCUAAUAAUCAAGGAUACAGUGAUAUAAACAAUGGACUAUCUUUAGAAGAAAGUCAGAGAAGCCCUUCCCAGUUUGAAACAAAAUACUCCACUGAUUUGUCCACAAAUGUUUGCACUGACUUUGAAUGUGAAUAUUUGAAAGUCGGUGUAUCACAUAACCUAUCUGAUGAAAUACUUCUAAAUCAACUUCAAGCUAAACCUAUUCUUAGUAUAUCACAGCAGCCAAGUUUCUUAACGAAGUCAUUUGAAAAUACGGUUAUACUAACACCUGAUGUAAGGCCUACUGACAGAUGCUGUGUCUCCGAAAAUUUGCUACAAACAAUGGGUCCAUUAUGGAAUGAAUAUGCAAAAGAAGUUGAUGAAGAAACUAACAUUCAGUUGGAUAGAAAUUUGCCUAUUAUUGAUGAAAAUGAUGAAAUCUUUACUAAUCUUAUCAAUACAAUUGUAAAAGAUUUCAAUGAGAUGAAAUUUAGCAGUGAUAAUGAAAAUUUUAAAUCCUUUGAUAUACCAAUCCCUGAUGAAAUAGACAUGAAACCAACUUAUGAAACAGCUUGUCAAUUAUUCAAUCAUAAUUCCAAAUCUGUAUUGACAAAUCUUAGUCAAUCAUUUUUAAUGGAUAAAUCAAAAUGGAUUUUACCAAUUUUGAAAUUGCAUACUGAUGAAGAUGAAACUAUGUUUCGAAGGACAAAAACACUGCCAAGUAGUAAACUGGAUGAAUUAUUUAUUCAUGAAGUAAAUAAAUACAAAAAACAAAAUGAAAAAGUUGAAAAUACAUCAGUUGACAAUUUUAAUGAAAAAUAUGAGAAAAUUUUGGCAGAAUUAAAAAAUGAAGAACAAAAAUUCAAUAAGUUAAAACAAAAGUUAAUAAUAUGUCAAUAUAAGUCCAAUGAAGUGGCAUUGUGGAAUACAGGCAAUGAUAUUAUAGUUAAUAAUGACAGUAGUGACUAUGAGUUGUUAAACAAUUGUAAAGAAAAAAUCAAUUUGCUCAAACUUAAUUUGAUGAAUUUAGUUAAUACUUCACCAGUUUGUAGUAUUUACAAAACUGGCAAAGAAAUGCAUAAUCAUCAGUUAAACCAUGUAAACAAUACAAUUCAACAACGAUUUUUUAUAAUAUGGAAUAAAUUAAAAUUUACUGAAAGUGAAAAACAAGAUUGUUUAUUAAAAUUAUGUUGUCAACAUAUUAAUGAUACUAAUUAUAUGAUCAAUAUAAAUAAUGCAUUACAAUUAUUAGAAUAUGCAACAGAUUGUAUUGAACAUCGUGAAAUGUUAUUACAUAAAUUAGCAAAACUAGAAAUUGACUAUUUAAAUCAAUUAAAAGAUUAUAAUUUAAAUGAUAAUCAUUUACAAUUGAAAUGUUCAGAAGAACGUUAUAAAAUUGAUAAGAAAUUUAACAAGUUGGAGAAACUGAUUGAGUCUACUGCCAAACAACUGAAGAAGAAGUUUAAUUAUACUUUGACAUUCAACUCACCAGAUCUAACAAAACAUGAUUCUAUAGGAAGCGUCUCACUCUCAUUCACCUUUAAUACUAAUGCUUAAAUGAUUUAUAUGUGCUUACAAAUGAUCAUGGUGGUAAUAAUUUACUAUGUUAAGAAAUGUUCGCAUGAGCUAAAGAUAAUCAGAACAAAGAACUGAUAAUAGUGCACAACAGCGAAGAAUUUUCGGACAAAAUUCUAGGAAGUUCUAGGAAGAAACCUUCGGAUGUAGAGUCAUCUAAAUUGAUAGUGAGUUUAAAUAUUAGAUGAAGAUUGUCUUAUCACACGUUUUUCAGAUGAAAAAUGUAUAUUACUGAAUACGUACUCUUUAGUUUAAGGAGACUGUAUCUCCCACGAGACCGGAAAGCGCUGGUUUUGAUUCCGUGUAAAUUUCUGACUUACAUAAAAACAGAUCAGUUAGCUAGAAGACAGAUUUUUGAGGGUGAUUUUCAAAGGUCCUGAAGCUUACAUCAUUUGUGAAGGAAGGUACUCUAGCUUACUAAUUUAGAAAACAGUAAAAUAUGAUGCUAAUUUCAUAAAAGUUAUAUCAUUAUCUAUAGAAGAUUCCUAAUGUUACAGCAUCUGAGUUAAAUGAUUUCACUUUGUUUUUCAGGGUCAAAUUUAUCUUACAAAGAUGAUCCAUGAUCGAAGUGAUCUGAUUUAUUUACUGAGAGAAAAGUGCAAAAGUAAACCAGGACAUGAUAGCGCAAUGUAGAAGCUUCAUCCCCAAAAGUACACCAAUAACAUUACUAACGGUGUUUGUUUUAUUUCCUCAAUUUAUAUGGAAUUCGGUGAACGGUAA
Messenger RNA from Schistosoma spindalis, 2610 nucleotides. The record is from the annotation of a GenBank genome assembly. Lineage: Eukaryota; Metazoa; Platyhelminthes; Trematoda; Strigeidida; Schistosomatidae.